AUGCCCCCAAAACCAAUGAUGUGGCGGUUUUGGCUUUGGUUUGGUAAGCGUCGCUCCUCAUACAUUCUCCAGAUGAAGUACGCCAAGGCUGAAACGACACCUGCGAGCGCAAACGCUGCCGACGAGAGACCAAUUGAGCCCAUAACUAAGAUAUAG
Messenger RNA from Parastagonospora nodorum SN15, 156 nucleotides. RefSeq lists its product as hypothetical. The record is from RefSeq and is a predicted model, not a curated record. The transcript is spliced from 2 exons. Lineage: Eukaryota; Fungi; Ascomycota; Dothideomycetes; Pleosporales; Phaeosphaeriaceae. The coding region runs from base 1 to 156 and encodes 51 amino acids.